This is a messenger RNA of Malus domestica (apple), 4009 nucleotides long. RefSeq lists its product as uncharacterized. Gene Ontology annotation, molecular function: SUMO-ubiquitin ligase activity. NCBI's taxonomy places the organism in Eukaryota, Viridiplantae, Streptophyta, Magnoliopsida, Rosales, Rosaceae. The record is from RefSeq and is a predicted model, not a curated record.
CCAAAAAAAAAACUCCGGAAGAGAAAAAGGAAAGCAAAAACCACUCAUCAGACUUGAAUGUCUUUCUGUCUACAAAAGCCAACAACAAUUCGGAAUUGGAUUUUCCAGGAAAUCGCUUAACAUAAAAGUGCUUCUUGAUUUGUCUCAAUCGCACAAGCAGAAAUUCGGAAACAAAAAGGAAAGACAAAAUAAAAAAAAUAAAGAGAGUAAGAGAGAUACAUCGAACUUUCUCGGCGUUGUUGUAUUUUGUCCCCCUUUCCUCGCCGUUCUUGUCCUUUUCUGCUUCGGCUUCUCUGUCUAUAUAAAUCGAUUUGGUUGCGUGAGAAGAACAUUUCUGUUCUGCCCCUUUCGUUGUUCUGCUCCUCUCGCCGGUAAAGCACAUAGCGCGAAUCCCUUUCCGCAGAAGCAUGGCCUCACACUCAUUGGGGCAAUCUACAGAAGGGAAAAUGAGGAAUUCUCAAAGGGGGAAGAUGCCACUAAUUGUGGACCUCAACUAUCCAGCUCCUUGUGAGGACAUGGUUCUAAAUGCCAGAUGUUCUUGGGACAAUAGUCAACAAGUUCAGGUUGAAAUAUAUGGUCGGUCAGAAGCACAAGCUUCAAAUGAUUGUGAGGUUGUCGAUGAUGAAGUUGUCAUAAUUUCCCCAAGGGUAUAUGCUCAAGCCAAGAAUAACUCCAGGAGAAACCUUGAGGUGAGAGAUGGGUCUGCUACAAACUCUGAAAGGCAAAAUGGCCAUACAGAUGUGCCUCCUCAAUUACCUGUACCUCUACUUCCUCUUCAUUGCCACAAGCGUAGAAGAACUUUACGAAAUCAAGCAGUUUUGAAUUGGGAGCAUCAUUUUAGCUUGGAAGACAAUGACGAAAACAAGACAAAGGAAGUGUCUAUUCCAGAACUUGCUGAGAACACGCCACCCCCAGAGACACCCUCCUUCAGCUGCCCAAUAUGCUUGGGCCCGUUGAAUGAAGAAACCUCAACAAAGUGCGGUCACAUCUUCUGCAAGAUGUGUAUUGAAGCCUCAAUAAAAGUUCAGCACAAAUGCCCAACUUGUCGUAAAAGGCUUAGAAAGAAAGACACCAUCAGGAUAUACCUGCCUACCAAAUGAUUGCAGGGUGGAUAGGUAUCACAGGGAAAGGGCAAUUUUGGUGAAGCUUGCACAAUAUCUAUUGCUUUUCCUAUACCUUAUUAGGUUUGUCAUUUCCUAUGGGUCUUCUUCUUGUAUUGGGGCUGCCUCGUUCUAGAAUUUACAGGUUAACUAGCUCAGGCAUAUGUAAAGUUCAGAAACUCUCACAUUUGCCAAAACUGUGGUGCCGGGCUUCGUCGAAAUAGUUCCUUCAUGACCCUAUUCUUUUGGUAUUCCGUUAGCAGACGGCAGGCAGCACUGUGCUGAACCAUAAUAGUAAGGAAAUGUUUUGUCGACGAAGUGCUGCUUCUUGCUGUGUUUGUGAAAGAACAAUAGUCUGUCUCUGUAUUGGAUUCUAAUUGGACACUGCUAUUUUUUUUUCCAUUAUUUUUUGUUUCGUUCUUGUGCCUGAUUUAUUAAUUUCAAGGUUAUGAUUUUCGCACUCUUUUAGCCACUUACGCUCCAAAUUGGAUAUUUUACGAGCUUUUCACUCCAUGUUUAUGAAGCGAUGAUUUUGAGAUUUUUUGGGUUUCCCUGCCCGGUCUUUCCUAUUGAGAGUUGUCCCACAUCGGUGAGGGACAAGAUUUGCUAUGUGCUUAUAUGGUUUUGGGCUACUUUUUAUAUUGCCAAUUGGUUUUAUAGUAGAAUCUCAAUUUCAUCAUGGUAUCAGAGCAAAGUUGUCCACAUGUGAAGUCCAACGGCCACACGCGCUCUACGUCACCCAGUUGUUGUCCACGUGUAGGCAUGAAAAUUCGCCACGAUGAGGGACAAGGUUUGCUAUGUGCUUAUAUGGUCUUGGGUUACUCGUCAUAUUGCCAAUUGGUUUUAUGGUGGAACCUCAAUUUCAUCGUUUCCUUCUUGGGUUAAAAUUCCUUUUGGUCACUCUAAAUCUUAAUCUGGUCGCUGUAUUUGAGAGGUAUUCAUAUUCACACAGUACUCAAUUUUCUCGGCUGCAUCGAAUGAAUUGAAUAACAUAGUAACAAAGGUGUUUGGGGAGGGAGAAAAUUUGAAUGUCGGGAACCAGCAUUAGCAGCAAGAUCAACCCUUUCCAUGGCGACGACGGCAUCUUCAUCCUCCUCUCUCUGUUUCACAAACACAAGACCCUUCACCAUUUGAAGCAAAUUCACUCCGUCCUCGUCACCGCUGGCCUCUCACACAACUCUUUCUUCCUCGACCAACUUGUGACUACCAUUGCAGCAUCUCAGCCUACCCAUCUCGCCUACGCUUCGCUACUUGUCGACCGCAUCGAAGCACCCGUCACUCACCUAUGGAACUCCAUCAUCAGAGCAUUCUCUGCGAGUUCAGAGCCUCAGAGGUCACUCCUUUUUUACGCAAAAAUGCGCACGACUGGCGUUGCUCCGGACAAGCACACCUUCCCUUUGCUUCUCAAGUCAUUUUCCAAGUUGAAAAACGAAAACCCAUUUCAGUUUUACGCUCAAAUAGUUAAGUUUGGAUUGAGUUCUGACCAAUUUGUGAAGAAUUCGUUGAUAUCUGUGUUUUCUGGUUGUGGGUGCUUAGAGUCUGCCUGCCAGGUGUUUGAUGAAAGUACCCAGAAGGAUGUGAUUUCUUGGACUGCAUUGAUUGACGGGUAUGUCAAAAAUGAUCGGGCUGUGGAAGCAAUGAAGUGUUUUAUGGAGAUGAGAUUGAUGGGAAUUAGAGUCGAUGAGGUGACGAUUGUUAGUGUUCUUUGUGCUGCCGGAAUGGCUGGCGAUCUUUGGUUCGGACGCUGGCUUCAUGGGUUCUAUGUGGAAACAGGUAGAGUACAAUGGGACGUCUACGUUGGUAGCGCUCUACUGGAUAUGUACAUGAAGUGCGGCUACCAUGACGAUGCUCGUAAAGUUUUUAAAGAAUUGCCGAGUAAAAAUGUAGUUUCUUGGAGUGCUUUGAUAGCAGGUUAUGUGCAGUGUAAGAGAUACAAAGAUGCAUUGCUAGUUUUGAAAUACAUGCAUUCAGAACAUGUUAAACCUAACCAAUUUACAUUGACGAGUGUGCUUACCUCUUGUGCUGACUUAGGGGCACUGGAUCAAGGUAGGUCGGUUCAUGGCUAUAUAUAUAGGCAUAAGAUACAAGUGAACUCAUUACUUGGAACGGCAUUAGAUAUGUACACGAAAUGUGGGUGCCUUGGUGAAGGUCUAUCCAUUUUCCGAAAGUUGCCAACCAAGGACGUCUUUGCUUGGACCGCCGUAAUUAGUGGUUUGGCAAUGGGUGGUAAUGCUUUAGAUGCUUUGAACUUCUUCUCGCGUAUGUUACAGAGUGCGGUUCUGCCUAAUGAAGUUACAUUCAUUGCUGUUCUUAGUGCUUGUUCUCAUGGAGGUCUUGUAGACGAGGGGAUGAAGCUUUUUGGAUCGAUGAAGGAGGUUUUUCAUUUGGAGCCUAAUGUAGAUCACUAUGGUUGCAUGGUUGAUUUACUCGGAAGGGCUGGGUACUUGGAGGAAGCACGAAAAGUUAUCGAGGACAUGCCAAUGGUGCCUUCAGCUGGUGUAUGGGGAGCUCUGCUCGGUGCCUGUAUGAUUCAUAAGAAUUUCGAGCUAGGAGAACUCGUUGGAAAUCAUCUGAUCAAGCUACAGUCCGAUCAUAGCGGAAGAUAUGUACUUCUGGCAAACUUGUAUUCGACAUGGAAUAAAUGGGAAGCAGCUUCUGGCAUAAGGAAGCUCAUGAAAGGGAAACGCGUCGAGAAGAUAACGGGGUGUAGCUGGAUCGAAGUGAAUGGUGCAGUUUUCGAGUUUACUGCAUUCGACGAAUCGCAUUCUGAAUCGGAUGAUAUAUAUGUGAUGUUGGACAACAUGUUCUUCCAACUGAAACGGGCUGGUUAUGUUCCAGAUGCUAACCUAUUUGGGUUUGACAUUGAUGAAAGUUGACGAGGGUGAUCACUGGUCAGAUUUGAACUUUUA